This is a messenger RNA of Pedinophyceae sp. YPF-701, 945 nucleotides long. Lineage: Eukaryota; Viridiplantae; Chlorophyta; Pedinophyceae. The record is from the annotation of a GenBank genome assembly.
AUGGGGAUGUGGGACGCGUAUUUGCGUUACAGCGAAUGGCUGGCCCGCAAGAUGGUCGCUCUCCCGUUUCCGGAGUGGCUGACCAAGUUGUCGUACGGCAUCGGGCACACCCUCAACAAUGCCUUCCAGCUGACUCAGGACGAGAGCACUGGGAGGCGGUACAUCAUGCUCUACUUCCUCGUCCUGACUCUGGGCAUGGUGCUGCUCAUUGCGCACCAGAUCGGCGCCCUCUCUCCGGUCAAGCUCAAGGAGACCUGGAUCGGGCCGUGGGUGUUCAUCUACAAGGAGGUCACGGGGCCGUACAAGAAGACCGCCAAGGUGAUGGACGAGGUCAUGAACGACUACCGCGAGUGGUACAACAACGAAGACGCGCUCAGGCGCAGCAGGCGCGAGGGAGAGACAGAGGAGGAGGCCGCGGAGCUACGCGCAGCCGAGCUCGCCGAGACCGACCCCGACACCGACAAAUUCGGGCUGUAUUUCGACAACCCCCGGGAGGUGAAGAACCCGGGGCGGCUGCGGUCGCUCGCGGGCGUGGCGGUGAACCUGAACGCGAUCGAGCUGAAGCGCGAGGCGCGGGAGAACAAAGUGACCGUCGAGGAGGUCCUGGAGGACAUGCGCAAGCUCCACAGGCGGCCCGCGUACAUCAAGGAGAAGGGGUACAAGGUCCGCGCGCUCGGCAUGACCAAGGUCACGAAGGUCGACUUCCCGAUCUUCUGGCUGCCGGUCUCCGCGUUCCUCGGAAUGCUAAAGGUUUACCCGCGGCUGGCGCCCGAGGCGCAGCGCGUGAUGAAGACGCCGGGGAUCUUCGAGUUCUACUGCACGCACCCGGACAAGAACGUGAUUGUGUACGCCGUGCCGCACGAGGAGCGCAAGAGCAUGACGCCCUUCGCCAUCCCCGUGGAACACCACGAGGGCGAGCAGAUGGAGAGCCGCAAGGACAGGUGA